Messenger RNA from Sinocyclocheilus rhinocerous, 1460 nucleotides. RefSeq names its product protrudin-like. Gene Ontology annotation, molecular function: metal ion binding. NCBI's taxonomy places the organism in Eukaryota, Metazoa, Chordata, Actinopteri, Cypriniformes, Cyprinidae. Gene Ontology annotation, cellular component: endoplasmic reticulum tubular network; growth cone membrane. The transcript has 12 exons. Gene Ontology annotation, biological process: positive regulation of axon extension; neuron projection development; endoplasmic reticulum tubular network formation. Bases 1 to 981 code for a protein of 326 amino acids. The record is from RefSeq and is a predicted model, not a curated record.
AUGCACAAAUGUCAUCCUCGUUGCCAGGGCGCGAGCAGCGAGGUCGCGGUUCAGAAGAAGAAGCACUAUGCGGUGCAGCGGCGAGACCUGCAGACGGUCCACAUGAGCAAACAGGAGGCCAUGCUGGAGGUCAAGGGCAUGCUGAAACGAGUAGAUAAGCUGCUGACCCAGGCGUGUGUGUGUGCAGAGUCUGUGUAUAAAGUGUUGUACUGGGAGAGCCACGCCAUCUCCUCCAUGUUUUACGGUUCUCUCCUGACGGUGGUUUGUCUGCUGUAUAUGACUCCGGUGCGUUUGAGUCUGUCUGUGCUCAACAGCGCCCUCUUUCUGUGGAACAGAAACUUCUGCAGAGCUCUUUUGGAGCUGAAGGAGUUCGUUCACCCAAGUCGAGUCCAGCCUGCGGAGGAAACUGAACCAUGUGACCCAGAUCAGUCAAACCUGCUGGAACGCACACCCACUCCAACCAGUGUGGAGUAUCUGUCACCCGGCAACAUUGAAGAGGCAGAGGAGGCGGAGCCUGACGAUGAGUUUAAAGAUGCCAUAGAGGAAUCUCAGCUUGUUCUGUCGGAAACUCCUCUGGCGUUAGUGGUGUGGCCUGUAGCCUAUUUUCUACCAAAGAUUGCGAGGAGAUGGAGAGCCCGUAAGGAUGACGAGGACGUGUCUUCUGGUGUUCCUGAGUUUGACACCGUGUCUGAUAACGGGCUGCUGAGCAGAAACGAGCCCAUCCGCAGUAAAGUGUCCAAACUCACUGAAAAACUUCGCAAGCAUGUCCCUUCCAACACCAUCGGGAACUGUUCCCAGUGCAAUUCGGCGUUUUCUGUUUUAAAGAAAAGGAGAAACUGCAGUAACUGUGGUGUCGGUUUUUGUUCCCGCUGUUGCUCGUAUAAAGUGUUCAAAUCCAUCAUGGGAGCCACAGCUCCUGAAGCCCAAAGAGAGACUGUAUUUGUUUGUUCUAUGUGUAAUACUUUCCUCACCACCAAGUAGGAUUGACGAAAUAAUCUUUCACCAUUGCAAUGCUUUGAAAGAAACUAGGAGAAGAACCACAAGAUGGCUACUCCAGUGAUUCUUGCUGUUUCUUUCCUUCACUGUGGAGCAUUUCACAUGGACGACCAAAAUCCUGCAGCUUAUGUUGCCUCAACACUCUUUCUGAGGUUCCUCUGAGUUUUUUUUUUUUGGUCUGUCCAAAACUCGUGACCCCUAUGUGAACUCCUUUGUCAAAAUGGUGACCUUUUCCUUGGAAUAUGCUGCUUUCCUCAGUCACCACUAUUAUUUAUCAAAGCCUCACACCAAGACUGAUUGGUUUAUUUGGAAUUCACUUUGCUGCAAUAUCAAAUGCUGUAGUUUCAUCAACCCUUAUUAUAACAUCACUUUCCAGAAUGUGAGCCCUUGGUGGGAUAUAUGUCAGAUUAAUAUUAAGGGUCCAGUUUAUCUGUUAUUAUGAUAUCACAUCAUCUUAAAAAGGA